AUGGACAAGAAAAGCAAAAUGCAAGCAGAGAAGCACCUCACGGGAACACUGGUCCUCUCUGUCUUCACUGCGGUAUUGGGCUUCUUCCAGUACGGCUACAGCCUGGGUGUCAUUAACGCCCCCCAGAAGGUGAUAGAAGCCCACUACGGGCAUGUGUUGGGCAUUGCCCCCCUGGACAGACAUGCCACCAACGCCUCUGGGGAGGAUGGCACCGUCCCCAGCAUGGAGCCCUGGGGUGGCACCGAGGGCACGCUCACACCCUCAGCUGACAACGGCGAGGACCUCGCCACCUCCCCGCACAUCCUCACCAUGUACUGGUCCCUCUCCGUCUCCAUGUUUGCCGUCGGCGGCAUGGUCUCCUCCUUCCCCGUGGGGUGGAUCGGCGACCAGCUGGGGAGGGUGAAAGCCAUGCUGGUGGUGAACGUCCUCUCCAUCGCUGGGAACCUCCUCAUGGGGCUGGCGAAAUUCGGGCCGUCUCACAUGCUCAUCAUCGCUGGGAGAGCAGUCACGGGGCUGUACUGCGGGCUCUCCUCCGGACUCGUGCCCAUGUACGUCAGCGAGGUCUCUCCCACGGCCCUUCGAGGAGCGCUGGGAACGUUGCACCAGCUUGCUAUCGUCACAGGUAUCCUCAUCAGCCAGGUCCUCGGACUAGACUUCCUCCUGGGCAACGACGAGAUGUGGCCCCUGCUCCUCGGUCUGUCCGGUGUGGCUGCCCUCCUGCAGUUCUUCCUGCUCUUACUGUGCCCCGAGAGCCCCCGAUACCUUUACAUCAAACUGGGGAAGGUGGAAGAAGCUAAAAAAAGUUUGAAAAGGCUCAGAGGAAACUGUGACCCGAUGAAAGAGAUUGCUGAGAUGGAAAAGGAAAAGCAAGAAGCUGCUAGUGAAAAGAAAGUCUCCAUAAGACAGCUUUUCACCUCUUCAAAGUACAGGCAGGCUGUCAUCGUGGCGCUGAUGGUGCAAGUAUCUCAACAGUUCUCAGGAAUCAACGCGAUAUUUUACUACUCUACAAACAUUUUUGAGAGAGCUGGAGUUGACCAACCAGUUUACGCAACCAUUGGUGUUGGAGUGGUGAACACAGUCUUCACUGUUAUCUCUGUCUUUCUGGUAGAGAAGGCGGGCAGGCGGUCCCUGUUCCUGGCUGGUUUGAUGGGCAUGUUAAUAAGCGCCGUGGCCAUGACAGUUGGACUUGUGCUCCUGAGCCAGUUUGCCUGGAUGAGCUAUGUCAGCAUGGUCGCGAUCUUCCUCUUCGUCAUCUUCUUUGAAGUUGGGCCCGGGCCCAUCCCCUGGUUUAUCGUAGCCGAACUGUUCAGCCAAGGCCCGCGCCCCGCCGCCAUUGCCGUCGCCGGUUUCUGCAACUGGGCCUGCAACUUCAUCGUGGGAAUGUGUUUCCAGUACAUAGCGGAUCUGUGUGGACCAUACGUGUUUGUGAUCUUUGCGGCUCUGCUUCUAGUCUUCUUUCUGUUUGCAUACUUCAAAGUACCGGAGACGAAAGGAAAGUCCUUUGAGGAGAUCGCGGCUGUAUUCCGCCGCAAGAAGCUCCUGCACAAAGCCAUGACUGAGCUGGAAAACCUGCGAGGCAGUGAGGAGGCAUAG
Aptenodytes forsteri (emperor penguin) is the source of this 1593-nucleotide messenger RNA. It is a transcript of the gene SLC2A2, whose product is annotated as solute carrier family 2 member 2. Gene Ontology annotation, cellular component: membrane; brush border. The record is from RefSeq and is a predicted model, not a curated record. The transcript has 11 exons. Gene Ontology annotation, biological process: D-glucose transmembrane transport. Lineage: Eukaryota; Metazoa; Chordata; Aves; Sphenisciformes; Spheniscidae. Bases 1 to 1593 code for a protein of 530 amino acids.